AGGCUGCGUUGCUCAUACAAUGCAGCUAGUUUCAAACGAGGGACUUCUCUCACAACGCAGCGUGAGUGAUGUCAUUGCAGGUGGGAGACACACAUUGUUGGGCAUUUUAAACAUUCUCCUCUUGCAUAUUCCCGGCUGCAAGAUAUCCAGCUCGAGAUGAACAUGGAACCAAAAUGCCUCCAGCAAGAUGAGAGAACAAGGUGGAAUAGCACCUACUUCAUGAUAGAGAGUCUGGUGGAACAGAAGCGAGCCCUGUCUGCCUAUGCUGCUGACCAUGACCUACCGACAACACUCACUGCAAACCAGUGGACUUUGCUUGAAAAAAACAAAGACCCGCCUUGAACCAUUGAAGGAGUUUAAUAGGAAGGUGAGCUCCGCCACUGCCUCUGCUGCUGAUGUUAUCCCAAGUGUCACUCUUCUCAAACGUGUCCUCGCCAUGGAAACCAAGGCUGACUCUGGUAUUAAAACCAUGAAAAAGACCCUCCUAGAGGCCAUCGACAAACGCUUCAGCACAGUGGAAAAUGAACCUCUUUAUGCACUUUCAACACUGCUGGACCCAAGAUACAAAGACAGAUUCUUUACUAGUGCAGAGUCUGCAAAGCAUGGAAAAGAUGCACUGGCCAAAGAACUGGAGGAAGACUUGAGGACCACCACAGAUGAUGAGGCAUCAGAGAUUUUGAAGCCACCAGAAAAAGCCUCCUGGGCAGAAGCAGCAGCAGCUCCAUGCAGAAAUAAGAGCAGCAGUAGCUUCAUGAAAGAAUUUGAAAAAUUUCGGGAGGAGCGUGAGGAACCUGGUGGUGCAGCAAGCUGCUCCAUCUUGAAAUACCUCUGUGCACCCUGCACUAGCGUAGAAAGUGAAAGGCUCUUCAGCACAGUUUCCUCUAUCCUGGAAGAGAAGCGAAACAGCUGA
This is a messenger RNA of Sinocyclocheilus grahami, 910 nucleotides long. RefSeq lists its product as uncharacterized. The record is from RefSeq and is a predicted model, not a curated record. Bases 263 to 910 code for a protein of 215 amino acids. The transcript is spliced from 3 exons. NCBI's taxonomy places the organism in Eukaryota, Metazoa, Chordata, Actinopteri, Cypriniformes, Cyprinidae.